Saimiri boliviensis boliviensis (Bolivian squirrel monkey) is the source of this 547-nucleotide messenger RNA. RefSeq names its product cilia and flagella associated protein 144 (gene CFAP144). The record is from RefSeq and is a predicted model, not a curated record. Lineage: Eukaryota; Metazoa; Chordata; Mammalia; Primates; Cebidae. Gene Ontology annotation, cellular component: ciliary base.
GGAGACGGCAGAAGGCCCAGGACGCAGGUAAAGGCGAGAGGGCACGGGACAGCCCAAGGCCAUGGCACGACAUCCAAGCGAGAAGGUGAUUCCAGAUGAGGUCCAUCAGAACCAGAUCUUGAGGGAACUGUACCUCAAAGAGCUGCGAACCCAGAAACUCUACACGCAGUAUCACGUGAAUCCCUUCCGCAAGAUUCACACAGUCACCAGGAAGCCCAUGUCUUGGCAUGAUAACCUGGAGGAACCUGCAGAUGCCAGGUUUCUGAAUCUCAUUCACCAUGCUGCCCAGGGACCAAGGAAGAAGCACCCAGAGACACAGACUGAAAACCAGGAAGUUGGAUGGUACUUAGAGCCCUUGGUCAAUCCAGAACGCCAUGACCGCAGGCUGAAUUACUUCAGGGUCUGCAGUGACAUCAUUCUGUACAACGCAAAAAUGUGGGGCUUGGGAGAAGAUGAUCGCCACAAGUAGCAUCCCAGCGGAGAAGCCCAUCUGUGGAUGUAACGCCCUAAGUGUGCACAGCCCAGAGAAAUAAAAUAUUACUUUAAA